AUGCCAGGCCCACCACUACCAAUAUUGGUGUCACUACUUGAAGAGUGUUAACCAAAGUGAUCCCGAACAAUACACACACACACACACACACACACACAAAUACACACACACAUACAAGCGCGCGUGCAUACAGCCACAUACGCACACAGCUAUUACCAAUCCGGAACAAUAGUACCAGGCCCACCACUACCGACACUGUUACCACUGGUUGUAGAGGCUUCAUCUUUCUCGCCACUCUCUACAAAAAGAUCAUCUCUCUCUGUCGUCCUCUCUCUUUCUCUCACACUGUCUCUGUCUGUCUGUCUGUCUGUCUGUCUCUCUCUCUCUCUCUCUCUCUCUCACACACACACACACGCACACUGCCAUUGCUCUCCAGAACUAUAACACCUGAACCACUGCCGCCACAACAAUUUCCAAACGUAACCAAUUGUCAGGAUUGAACCAACAAACUCCAGGACACAAUUAAAGCUUACUCAGUUCGGUGUCUCAGUUUUGAGGAAAACAUUUUGGAGAUCAUUUGAAUAUCUGCUGUUGCUGCUGCUACUACUAAGAAAGACUGUCAUAUGAGGCGUUUCUCAUCCUAUAAUUCUUUCCUUAACUCAAGAAUCAAAGAAAAAUAUCCACAUUAAAAAAAAAGAACUUAUUUACAAAAGCCAACAUUCUAUGAUAUUGAUCUAAUCUCUGUGUAACAAUUACAUCUUCCCCAAUGAAGAACUUUUCCAGAUUCGUUUAAACGCAAGAAUUUCUAAAUCCGAUGGUGUUACUCCACUGUAAGAUUUGGUUUUAUUCGAAGACAAGAUACAAGGAAGGAUCGACCUAGCACCGAUCAGAGAUGCCGGCUGCCAACUCUGUUGCCCACUCCAAAUCCCGGGGUAAUAAGAAAGACAAACCUCCACCAGCCACGGGCCCCGGCAGUAAGAUUGUGUCCUUGUCCAACAGCCUGAAGAAACAUAUCCAGAUUAUAAACAGCAAUAAAGUCCACAUUCAGUAUGACACAUUUAAUGUGAAGUCUCUUCCUGUUGAGAUAUUCACCAACGAGGAAAUCGCUGAGAAAACCGUCCAACUUCGUAUUGGCAACAACAGGCUUAAACGUCUGCCUCAGACAAUCGCUAAUCUAAAAAUUCUGGCUUAUCUUGACGUUAAGAAUAACAACUUAAGCAAAUUCCCCAACAGUAUUUCGGAGAUGAAGAAUUUAGCAGAGCUUGAUCUGACAAACAAUAAUCUAAGGAAACUCCCUUCUUCCAUACACAAAGCUUCUUCUCUUUCUGUGCUCCAUCUAAAGAACAAUAAAUUGUCUAAACUUCCAAACAAGUUCGGUAAAUGCCCGGUGCUUUCUCAUGUGGAUUUUUCGUAUAAUUUGAUUAAAACCUUUAAAAAGAAUGUCUACGAACUCAAUGCCGUCAUAGAUAUGUCUUUUAACCGUCUGAAAAGCCUUCCAGCUGUCAGUGUCAAAAAGUCGAGUGUAAAAGUGUUUAAUCUGUCCCAUAACAUGAUUGAAAAACUACCCGAGAGUAUCCACAAACUAAUGCGACUUACUCGACUGAAUUUGACGCAGAACCUACUCCAAGUGAUUCCUGCCGAAAUUGGUCAGUUACGUUACCUGGAAUAUUUAAAUAUUUCCCAUAAUCAACUGCAUUCUGUGCCUGAGGAACUCUGUAACAUAGCUACAGCUCUCCAAGAACUGGAUCUCUCACACAACCAGAUCACCUCAUUUCCAGAUCGUGUAGAAAAUCUUUGCAAUCUGAAACUUUUGAAUCUAUCGUUUAACCAAAUCGAGUACAUUCCGACAGGUUUUAAAUUCCUGACUUGUUGCGAAGAUAUAAAUGUUUCUCACAACCAUUUGACUUCCAUGAAGUUUGCCGUAAGUCUUUCAGAACUGAGUGACCUCGAUGUUUCCUACAACAACAUCGAGGUUAUUCCUGAUGAUAUAGAACAUAUGAAAUCUCUACGGAACUUAAAUGUUUCGUUUAACGGUAUCAAAGAAAUCCCAGAAAGUAUUAGUCGCCUUCCAUCUUUAAAACAUUUCAAUAUAUCCGGUAACUGCAUCAAUUUUUUGCCGAAAUCACUUGGAGAGAAUCAAAUGCUGAGAUCUUUAGAUAUUUCCCAAAAUCUCAUUUCUACUUUACCUGCAGAUCUCUAUACGUUAAGAAAUCUCGAGUUGUUCCAUUUUUCCAACAACAAUAUUAGUGAAAUACCUCAGUCUAUAAAAUAUCUCUAUCAACUCCAGUCACUGGAUGUCUCACAGAAUAAUCUUACAGAUGUCUUUCUUCCUAAAACCGUCUGUAAAUUGUAUCUGUCGGAAAACCCUUUACGAACAAACCCCGACGAUUCUAAGUCGACUUUAUAUUUAAUUGGGCAAAAGGAUCACGCAAGUCACUUAACAGCUUUGGAAUUGGUAAACCUAAACUUAGAUGCCGUCCCUCCGGCUGUCUUUCAACUUCGUCUUCUGACCCAUUUAAAUAUUUCCAAAAAUGACAUCAAAGAUCUUCCAGACAAAUUCCAGAAACUUCGUGUUUUGAUUUCCUUGGACAUAAGUGACAAUCGUCUUCCCGAUCUUUCACCUUCGUUUAAAUAUUUAGGACAUUUAGAGAGGCUGAAUGCCAGCAAAAAUAACUUGAAGCGAUUUCUACCAGAAUUAACGAGUCUAAUUCACUUACAGGAAUUAAACAUGUCCACAAACCACAUCACAGAAUUGCCAAAUCAUUUCGGAAGUCUAAACAAACUUCUGAAACUGGAUCUUUCAAAUAAUCGGUUACAACAUUUCCCACGUGAUCGUAUUGAUGUUUUCGCGUCGUUGAUUUCUUUGGAUUUGUCCAACAACCAAAUUACCUUUAUUCCAAUUCAGUUCACUUACCUAUACAGGAUUAAAAUUUUGACUCUUUCAACGAACAACGUCGAAAUUCUUCCAACUAAAAUCAACAAAAUGGCUUCAUUGGAAGAAUUGGAUGUCUCUGAUAAUCUCCUUACAGAACUCCCAGAAAGUAUUGGUAAACUGCCGAGGAUUAGAAAGAUUAAGGUAAACGACAAUAAAAUUACGGCGGGUUUCCCAAAGAAUUUUGAGCAUCUUCGCAAAAAUGUCGACGUAGUGUUUGAAAACCAGUCGUUUUACAAGACACGCUCGGGUACCACCCCUGCUGCGAAGCCUUCAGUUUUAAAUCAGUUAUCGAUUCCAGAGAAACUAGAUAGAGAUUCCCAAUCAAUAACACCUGAAAGGUAACCGCGGCGGUUACCUUUCAGUGAUUGGCUGCAAUCCAAUUACUAGAAGAAGCAAAAGGUAACAUCGUCAGCAGUGAUAUUGAAACUUAAUAUUUUAAUCCAUGAUAAGGCGGCGAACUGGCAGAGUCGUUAGCUCACCGGAGAAAAUUCUUAUCGGCAUUUCGUCCGUCUUUACAUCCUGAGUUCAAGUUCCGUCACAGUUGACUUAGCCUUUCAUCCUUUCGGGCUUGAUAAAAUAAGUACCAGUUGAUCACUGAGAUCGAUGUAAUCGAUUUACCCCCAACCCCCACUCUGAAAUUGCUGGCUUUGUGCCAAAAUAUGAAAUCAAUAUUUUAAUCCAUGUUAAGGCGGCGAACUGGUAAAAUCGUUAGCACGCCGGACAAAAAGUCUUAGCGGCAUUUCAUCCGUCUUUACGUCUGGAGUUCAAAUUCCGCCGAGGUUGACUUUGCCUUUCAUCCCUUCGAGGUCGAUAAAAUAAGUACCAGUUUAGCGAUAUGGUCGAUGUCAUCGACUGACCCCGCUCUCUCGAAAUGACUGGAUCUGUGUCAAAAUCUGAAAUCCUUGUUUCGCCGAGGUUGACUUUGUCUUUCAUCCUUUCAGGAUCUUUCGGGGGUCGAUAAAAUCUGUACUAGUACAGUAGUCAAAGUAAUCGACUUACUCUCAUCUCCCUUAAAAUUGCAGGACUUGUGCCAAAAUUUUGAACCGAACACUUUAAUCCUUGAAGUAGUUGUAUGCUGUCAACUUAAUGUGAUAGUCCCAUGAAAGGAAUAAUCCUACUGUUGUAAACAUAAGGACACAGGAAAUGUGCCAAGGCCGACAGGAAGCAGUGCAGCUUCCUAGAUCUAAACAACAGUAGUAUUAUUCCCUUCAUGGGACUGUCACAUUAAGUUGACAGCAUACAACUACUUAAAUGUAUUACUACUGCAUAAAUCCGAGAGAUUUAGGAAUGUAUUAUUUCUAAACUUUUAAUCCUUGUUUAUAACCCACUCACCCACCCCUUUUGGGUAAAAAUUAAUGGAUACACACAGUUACUGGAGAUAAAUAUUAAAAAAAGAAAAGAAAAACAUUUAAAAACAAAAUCAAAAAUCUAUGUAACUUAUGAUACUCUUAAGGUCAUAUUUGAACUCAGCAGGACAGAAAGAUAAUGAAGUACUUAUUAAUUAAUCUAGUUAAUUAAUUAAUCUAAUCCAUCAAUUUGUUAAUCAAUCCAUCAUCUUGUCAAUAAAAUCAACCAGCUUCUCAUUUUUAAUUAAUCCAUCAGUUUGUCGAUUAAUUAAACAAUUUAU
Molecule: messenger RNA, 4502 nt
Organism: Octopus bimaculoides (California two-spot octopus)
Lineage: Eukaryota; Metazoa; Mollusca; Cephalopoda; Octopoda; Octopodidae
Cellular component (GO): cytoplasm
Molecular function (GO): protein binding
Source: RefSeq, a predicted model, not a curated record